CUGUCCCCUCCGCACAGCGCCUCUAGCCGGAUCUCGGCGUCCGCUCCCUAGGAGCCGCCAUAUUGAUCGCUCGGAGACGAGGAGAGGUGAUUUGAAGAACCGAGCCCUCACCUCCUCGUCCAGAAUAUGUCGGGCCCGGUUCCAAGUCGGUCCAGGGUUUAUCCUGAUGUAAACACACAAAGACCUCGGGAAUAUUGGGACUACGAAUCACAUGUAGUCGAGUGGGGUAAUCAAGAUGACUAUCAGCUCGUGCGAAAACUGGGCCGAGGCAAAUACAGUGAAGUCUUUGAAGCCAUAAACAUCACAAACAAUGAAAAAGUUGUUGUCAAAAUACUUAAGCCAGUCAAAAAGAAGAAAAUCAAAAGAGAAAUAAAGAUUCUUGAAAACCUAAGAGGCGGCCCCAACAUAAUUUCACUUCUAGAUAUUGUCAAAGACCCUGUGUCACGAACGCCAGCACUUGUUUUUGAACAUGUGAACAACACAGAUUUUAAGCAACUGUAUCAGACGCUAUCAGACUACGACAUUCGGUUCUACAUGUAUGAAAUCUUAAAGGCUUUGGACUACUGCCACAGUAUGGGAAUCAUGCACAGGGAUGUGAAACCACACAACGUAAUGAUCGACCAUGAACACAGAAAGCUACGCCUCAUAGAUUGGGGUUUGGCAGAAUUCUACCACCCUAACCAGGAAUACAACGUCCGAGUCGCGUCCCGGUACUUCAAGGGACCCGAGCUGUUGGUUGACUACCAAAUGUAUGACUACAGUUUGGACAUGUGGAGCUUAGGGUGCAUGUUGGCCAGUAUGAUCUUCAGGAAAGAACCCUUUUUUCACGGACACGACAACUAUGAUCAGCUUGUGCGAAUUGCCAAAGUAUUGGGCACAGAAGAUUUGUAUGACUACAUUGACAAGUACAACAUUGAAUUAGAUCCACGAUUCAAUGAUAUUUUGGGCAGACAUUCGCGUAAGCGGUGGGAGAGGUUUGUGCACAGUGAGAAUCAGCACCUGGUCAGUACAGAGGCCCUAGACUUCCUAGACAAACUGCUGCGCUACGACCAUCAGGCUCGGCUGACAGCCCGCGAGGCCAUGGAGCAUCCCUACUUCUACCCUGUUAUGAAAGACCAGACACGGAUGGGCUCCACACCAGGGGGUCCGACAAGCAACACUGCAGUGAGCUCCUCAAGCAUGAUGGCAGGGGUGACAUCAAUGUCCUCAUCUCAGCCAAUGGGAAACAUCGCUGGGUCACCAGUCAUCUCUUCUCCCAAUACAAUGGGCCCACAAGCUGCAACUGCUACUGGAACCCAGCCUUGAUCUCUACUCCCCACUGCACACAGAAAAAUUCAUAGAGACACAAAAACGUACAAAAGGCAUGUGACAAGUCAUGUGGGCCGAAACCGAUGGAUCAUUUGGGCACAAUUUUAUUUUUAUUAUGAUGAAUAGAACACUCAAGCAAAGACUGGGAAAAGAAUCUGAAGUCAGUUUUGUGCUUUUCGUUAAUGAAAUAUUGUAGACAUGUAACAGUCUCAUAUUUGUGUGACAAUGAAAGUGUUGCUGCAACCUUUCAUGAAAGCAGGAUCUGGAAUUGCGUCUCCAAUGCAGAAAUUAAGAAAAAAGUUGAUAAUGUAUUUUGUAUGUCCGGCAAGUAUAUUCUUGCCUGAAGCAGCUGACUAAAAUUGGGAGAGGGGAGUUGUCUUGAAGGGUGAGGGGGGGUUAGUAUUUUCCUAUACAUUUUUUUUUUUUUUUAGUUAUAUUGAAUUAAGGAAAAAAUUCUAGAGUUUUCCCCAUGUUAAUUUUAAUUGCUCAGUGGUUCAGGAUAAAAAGUUUCAAAACUUACUUGACCAAUUAUGUACAGUUUUGUCAUGUUGCCUAUUCACAAUGUUCACUCUCAAAAGAUCAGUUAUUUGUGGGUUAUUUUUAAUGAAGCCUUUGAGUAAUGCAUUUUGUAAUUCAAGUUUUGUUCAGGAGAAUAACAAGGUUUGUCUACAACAGAAUUAAAACACAGCAAAUAGUUCUACAUUGCAUGUUGUGUAUAAUUGCUGUAAAACACCAGUUCAUUACACCAAAAAAAUGUACAGUACACUAAUUUUGGCUGGGUUACAGGACAUAUUGCCAUCAACAUGUCUUAAGUAUUUUAAACAUUUUGUUGUCUUGGUUCAGACUUUAGUGUAUUUGGUGUUUUUGAGAAUUGUAUAGGAUAAAUCUCUUGUCUUCCUAUGACAAGUGUAAGAAUCAAAGUGAAAUUGUAAGUUAAGUUCACCAUAGAGAAUUUUUUGUAGUUUUCUGAUGUUUUAUUUUGUUUUAUAAACCACUUUCAUAAAAACAGUUCUUAAACCAAA
Scleropages formosus (Asian bonytongue) is the source of this 2330-nucleotide messenger RNA. RefSeq names its product casein kinase 2, alpha 1 polypeptide (gene csnk2a1). Gene Ontology annotation, biological process: peptidyl-threonine phosphorylation; regulation of cell cycle; peptidyl-serine phosphorylation. Bases 127 to 1305 code for a protein of 392 amino acids. The transcript has 13 exons. Gene Ontology annotation, molecular function: protein serine/threonine kinase activity; ATP binding. Lineage: Eukaryota; Metazoa; Chordata; Actinopteri; Osteoglossiformes; Osteoglossidae. The record is from RefSeq and is a predicted model, not a curated record. Gene Ontology annotation, cellular component: cytosol; protein kinase CK2 complex; nucleus.